Symbiodinium natans is the source of this 1806-nucleotide messenger RNA. The record is from the annotation of a GenBank genome assembly. Lineage: Eukaryota; Dinophyceae; Suessiales; Symbiodiniaceae.
AUGGGCGCCUCCCUCUGCGCGCCGGACGACGAAGUCGUGGCCGUGCAGUCGACUGUGCAUGAAUGCCGUUUUCCCUUGUGGGCCGUGAAGGUCAGCGACUUCCUGCUGCUGCAGGGCCCGCCAGAGCCACACCACGUCCUGCAGGAGAAGGGGCUGCUCCACCAAUGGCGCCCCGGCAUGUUCGUGAUCUUCGUCUCCCACCAGUGGCUCAGCUCGACCCACCCGGAUCCGCAGGGGCAGCAGGUGGAGGCCCUGCAGAGGUUGCUCGUCAAAAUGAUUGACGGAUCUGUGAAGGUGCACGAGGACAUCAUUUCCCGCACGGAAGAGCGAACUAUGUCCUCCACAACCCGGCGCCACAUUGCCGAGGGCUUCCUCUUCUUUGAUUGGUUCGCCAUCCCUCAGAUCACGGCGCGCCAGCAAGGCGUCAACGAGGAAGCCACUAAGAGCGAUGCCGCUUUGGCGGUUCAAAGCAUUCCGGCCUAUGUGGAGCUCUGCAACAUGUUUAUCGCCCUCGUCCCAGAGCUGACACACAAGGACUCGGCCAAACCAGUGAACUACGGGACGUGGCUCUCGAGGGGCUGGUGCCGGGCGGAGCUUUGGUGCCGUCUCUUGUCCAACAAGGUCGACACCAGCGUGGUCGUGGCGUACUCGGCCGCUGAGGCCGAGUAUAUGUUCCCCCUCGACUGGCAGUACAACAGCAUCGCCGAGGGGGAGUUCACAGUGGAAGCGGAUCGAGCAGAGGUAGUUCGUCUGGGGGAGAUGGCUGUCGAAAGCAAAAUCCAUCAUCUGCAGAUGCAAGGACCGUUGAACCACUACCGCUUCUAUGCGGCUCUUCGGCCGUCGCUCCUCUGUGAGCCGCGGCGGGAGCGGGGUGUCCAGGAGUUCUUGGAGCUCUUCCACUUCAAGGACUUGGAGGACGCAGCGCGGGACACCAGCGGCAUGAACGCCGUCAUGUGCGCCGUCUUCUCCGGGGACACGGGCAUGCUCCGGCUGCUGGCCGAGAGGCGGGCGGACAUGAACCACACUCUCCAAGGUCUGGGGGAUCUCGGGUAUUACGACACGCAGACGGCCCUGAUGGUUGCAGCGAAGUCGCGGCAGGAAGCGCCGGUGCUGGCGACCCUCCUGGAGCUCCGCGCCCAUGUGAAUGGUACCUCGCGAGCUGGAAUCACCGCCUUGUAUCUGAGCCGAUCGCGCGAGCACGUCAAAGUACUGCUGGAGCAUCGCGCGGACAUGCCCCUGACUGUCUUACGCGGGGCUGCAACUUACGGGGGCCCUGAGACGGUCAAAGCCCUGCUCGAUGCCCGAUGUGACGCCACGCACCUCGAUGACAUCGGCGCCAGCCCCUUGAAUGGCCUGGCCCUCUUCUCACGUAGCAACAGCACGGCCCUGGAGACGGCCCGGCUCUUGCUGGCACACCGCGCCGACGUCAACGCAAGCACGAGGCCCAGCGACACCCUGGCGCUCUGGAGUUGCCGGCUCUCCCGCGUGCAGGUGGCGAUCUUCGGCUACUCCAACUGCCGGAAGAUGGCCCGGCUCAUGGCCUCCCUGCCCGGGAUCUCGCCCCUGGGCUGCGCGGCCAUGGUCGGAAACUCGGAGCUCGUGGAGCUCUUCCUGGAACAUGGCGCUGAGCUGUCGCAGAACGACCGAGGGGACUGGCCCGAAGACCUAGCAAGGAUGAACAAUCACUACAACCUCCUGCCCUGCUGGCCACGUUCGCACCUAGGCAUUCUCCUGCCAAGGUUCCUUCCAAGACGGGACACGGGACUUCCAGCGGGGGUUUCCAAAAUUAGGGGGGUGCCCGAUUAA